Molecule: messenger RNA, 2922 nt
Organism: Hippocampus zosterae (dwarf seahorse)
Lineage: Eukaryota; Metazoa; Chordata; Actinopteri; Syngnathiformes; Syngnathidae
Gene: trpv1
Product: transient receptor potential cation channel, subfamily V, member 1
Exons: 16
Coding region: 496-2838 (780 amino acids)
Biological process (GO): calcium ion import across plasma membrane
Cellular component (GO): membrane
Molecular function (GO): calcium channel activity; protein binding
Source: RefSeq, a predicted model, not a curated record
AUAGAUAAUCAAGUUCAUGGACAAUAUUUAUCAUGUUAAAUCAUACUUACUGUAGGAUUAUCUUGAAAAUAGUGCCCCUUUUCAAUUUUGGGGUGUAGGUAGGUUAGUUUUGUUAUCUUUGGAACGUGUAUGAGUAUGUGUGUAUGUGUGUGUGUGUUCUUCAGCCAGUCAGCAAGUCAGAUUUGAUGUAUGUGCGUGGGCUUGUGCACAGCUAGUCAAUACAUCCUCAUUUCAAGCACUUACAGCUCCACACUAAUGUACUCUGAUAUUCUCCAGGGCGGGCCAUCGCCGCCCCCCCCCCCUCCCACCCUCCCCUCCUCACGCUCUUCUUGUCCGUGUUAUGUUAAGCGAGCAUCUUCGGACACAUUGCCCGCCCCAAACCGUCUGCAGCAGACCAAACGGUGUUCUCAUCGUGUUAUUUUUUUAUGUGAGGAAAACGAUCAUCUAUCUGCAAGUUGAAUCUCAGAUCCAUUGUGUUGACAUCUGGGUACGGAUAUGAAGAAGUCCGAAAAGUACGCCUUCUCUCUGGAGGCUGAUGACAGGACAGAGGCCGAGAAAUGUCGACACAAGUCGCCAAAACAAGAUGUUCUAGGGUCUGUUUUAAGUGCGGGCCACGAGGCACCUAAAGCCCCCAUGGACACGGACUACCAGGAGGAAAUGGAGGACACCAAACCUCAAAUACGAUUCAAUCUCAAUUUUAACAAGGAGAUCCAAGGUGUGGAUCAGGAUAACAGCAAGCGAGAUAGUCGGACGUUUGACAUCGAUAGGCUGUUUGAAGCGGCGGCCAGCGGCGAUAUCAGGAAAUUGGACGGCCUAUCCCAGUACCUGCACCAAAAUAUGAAGAAACUCACCGACUCUCUGUAUCAGUCGUACGGUAAAACUGCCCUGAUGAAGGCCCUCCUGCACCUCCGAGACGGCGAGAAUCCAACCGUUGACUUAUUAUUGGACAUCUCAGAGAGGACGGGCGACCUGAAAGAGUUUGUCAACGCAGCUUACACCGAACGUUACUAUAAAGGGCAGACGGCAUUGCACAUCGCAAUUGAGCGGAGGAGUCUGAGCUACGUCAAGCUUCUGCUCAGCAAAGGAGCGGACGUCCAUGCCAAAGCCUCUGGGAAAUUCUUUCAGCCACAUGAAGGCCCCAAUUUCUACUUUGGUGAGCUCCCUCUGUCCCUGGCAGCGUGCACGAACCAGCCAGACAUGGUGGAGUACCUCUUGGACAACGAGUUCCAGCAGGCCUAUGCGAACGCACCCGACUCUCACGGCAACACGGUGCUACACGCCCUGGUGGUGGUGGCUGACAACACUAAGGACAACACGGAGUUAUUCAUCACCAGCAUGUACGACCACAUCCUGACUAUCACGGCGCGGCUGAGGCCCAAACUCAACUUGGAAGAGAUUGAAAACAACAACGGCCUGACGCCUCUCAAGCUGGCUGCCAAGACUGGAAAAAGUGGGCUUUUUGCACACAUCCUGCAGCGCGAAUUCCAGGAGAGGCACACCAAACAUUUGUCUCGUAAAUUCACCGAGUGGGUUUACGGGCCGGUCCAGAGCUCCUUGUACGACUUGGCCUCAGUGGACUCGGCGGACAACAAGUCAGCCCUGGAAAUACUCGUCUAUGGCAGUGACAUCCCUAACCGCCAUGAGAUGCUCCAGACAGAACCUUUGCGCCAACUGCUGGAAGACAAGUGGAAGAGGUUUGCGGGCCGAAUAUUUUGUCUCAACUUUCUGGUCUACUUUGGGUACCUGGUCAUCUUCACAGCGGUGGCCUACAACAAGAAGGAUGGAAAGACACCGUUCCCCCUGGACCACAGCGCUACAGGUUACCUGUAUAUUUCAGGACAGAUACUAAUGAUUGUGGCAAACGGCUAUUUCUUUUUCAUGGGGUUACAAGAUCUGAAGAGGAAACGACCAAAGCUGCAGACCUUGCUGAUUGAUGGAUAUUAUGAUAUUCUUUUCUUUUUGCAGGCUGUCCUUUUCCUGACUGCAGCCGGCCUUUAUUUAUUUGGGAGACAAGAAUACCUUGGCUUCCUGGUGCUAUGUCUUGCUCUCAGCUGGGUCAACCUGCUCUACUUCGCUAGGGGCAGCAAACACAUGGGCAUCUACAGCGUCAUGAUACAGAAAAUGAUCCUCAGCGAUAUCCUGCGCUUUCUAUUUGUUUAUGUCGUCUUUCUCUUUGGAUUCUCAGCAGCCGUGGUCACGCUGCUCAUUGAGCCCCCUGUGAGAAACACCACUGAUAAGAGGGGCCGCCUCUUCGGACCGCUUCACCCCGACUCAGAGUGCAUCAAACCCACCUUCCGAAACAUCUCCUACACCACGCUGCAGCUCUUCAAGUUUACCAUCGGCAUGGGUGACAUGGAGUUCACCGAGCACUACCAGUACAAAGAGGUCUUCUACGUCCUGCUCAUCUUUUACAUCAUCCUCACUUACAUCCUGCUGCUGAACAUGCUCAUUGCCCUCAUGAACCGCACGGUGGAGAAGAUCACCACGGAGAGCGCUAGCAUCUGGAAAUUACAGAGGGCAAUCACCAUCCUGGACAUGGAGAAAAGGUUGCUGCCGUUUGUGAGGAAGAGACUUCGCUGUGGGGUGGACAAAAAUCUGGGCACGCCCUCUGACCAAGACUGCCGCCGCUGUUUCAGAGUGGAGGAAGUCAACUGGAACAAAUGGAACAUCCACCUGGGCAACGUCCACGAGGAGCCCGGCCACUGGGAUCGAAGGAGACAGCUCACGCCAGACGACGCGCCGAUUCGGACAAACACAGGGAGGAGCUGGAGAGACUUAUUUGGAGAGAUCAGGCGAGGAGGACCCAAGUCCAUAGAGAUGAGCAACUUUCCAGUGUGAACACGGGAAACGGACUGAAUAGCAAAUGCGAGUUGAUUUUGAAAGGAAAUGUCUGUGAAAUAGGAGCUCGUGCUUUAGUAGGCA